This is a messenger RNA of Polypterus senegalus (gray bichir), 1672 nucleotides long. RefSeq names its product abhydrolase domain containing 8b (gene abhd8b). The transcript is spliced from 5 exons. The coding region runs from base 200 to 1672 and encodes 490 amino acids. Gene Ontology annotation, molecular function: catalytic activity. The record is from RefSeq and is a predicted model, not a curated record. Lineage: Eukaryota; Metazoa; Chordata; Cladistia; Polypteriformes; Polypteridae.
GCCCGCUCGAGCUCUAUGGCUACUGCACACAAGGGCAAACGGAGUGCAUCAGUAGGGCUUGUGGCGGCGAUGCAGCGCUUUGUCGGUCUCUAUGUGUGUUAAAAUAAAAUGGCAAAUGGCAUGCAGCCUCUCCAGAAAACGCUUCGCCACCUGCACUAAAAUGCCCAGGCACGGCACACGUUGCAGAGCGACAAUGUAAAUGUCACCAUUCGUGCAAGGGAUAAAGCGGCAGAUUCCAAUUACUGAAGAUUAUUGGAUUGGCUGCCUUAUUACUGGCAAGAAGCGCAACAAUUCCGUGUUCCACCUUCCUCAGGCUGACAAACAAGGUAAAACAAUGCUGACCACAAUCACCGAUGGCAUCAUGUGCUGCCUGACUGGGAAGUCUGCUAACACGGUCAUGCCAAUCGAGAGCUGUGAACCAGGAGAUGGCUUUGAGUUUGUGGAAGUGAAGCCGGGCCGCGUGCUCCGCAUUAGACACAUCCUCCCGGACAGAGGAACCUGCGAGAUGCCUGGAGAAGAGGCAGAGCAACCAUCUCGGGGAAGCGUACACUGUAAACGCAAGAUCACAGUCUAUCGCCACGGCCAGCUGGUGAUCGAAAAUCUUGGGGACGUGGUCCGGUCAGAGAUUCUUCACUGCCAGAACGGCAACACUGAACCCAGCAGCAUGGUGGAAGUCGAGCUGUCCGAUUAUAACAGUACGUCAUCUAUCCCUGAACCGAAAGCGCCACGAGAGAGUUCUAAAAGUCCUCACCCACCGGGGCAGCGUCGCCGCCGUCGUAAACCCAAACGCACCGUGGUGAUCGACUGCGAGAGGAAAAUCUCCAGCUGCAAGGGCACCCAUGCAGACGUGGCACUAUUUUUCUUCCAUGGCGUUGGAGGAUCUUUAGACAUCUGGGCUAGCCAGUUGGACUUCUUUUCCCGACUGGGCUAUGAGGUGAUUGCCCCAGACCUGGCUGGACAUGGGGCAAGUUCAGCCCCCCAAAUUGCAGCUGCCUACACCUUCUAUGCCCUAGCUGAGGAUGUCAGGGCCAUUUUUAAGCGGUACGCACGUCGGAGGAACAUCAUCAUUGGACAUUCCUAUGGGGUAUCCUUCUGCACAUUUCUGGCCCACGAAUACCCGGACCUGGUCCACAAAGUGGUGAUGAUAAAUGGCGGCGGCCCCACAGCCCUGGAGCCAAGCCUUUGCUCCAUUUUCAACUUGCCUACCUGCGUCCUUCAUUGCCUGUCUCCCUGCCUGGCCUGGAGCUUCCUUAAGGCAGGAUUUGCUCGACAAGGUGCCAAAGAGAAGCAGCUGCUUAAAGAGGGCAAUGCUUUCAAUGUCUCCUCCUUUGUUCUGCGAGCCAUGAUGAGUGGUCAGUACUGGCCGGAGGGUGACGAGGUUUAUCAUGCGGAGCUGACUGUGCCAAUUCUGCUGGUACAUGGCAUGCAUGAUAAGUUUGUGCCCAUCGAGGAAGACCAGCGCAUGGCAGAGAUCUUACUGAUUGCAUUCCUGAAGGUGAUCGACGAAGGCAGCCACAUGGUAAUGAUGGAGUGCCCCGAGACAGUAAACACCCUCCUGCACGAAUUCUUCUUGUGGGAACCGGAUCUUUCUUCUCAUGGCGAUCCUUCUACCAGCAAUAAGGCCCCCUGCACCCAAGACAGAACACCAGGAAAAGAGCCGGAGAACAAAUAA